AUCGUUUAGAAGAGCGUCGGAAGGUGGGGCGGUAUCAGUGUUGAGGAACCGCACACAGUGGAGCACACGCUGCAACUCAGUUGUUUGAAUUAUGGCACCCACAGGAGAAGUGGUGUUUGGAACGCAGACUCGUGUCUGUGCAGACAACCGUCUGCGCUGGGACCUGACCCCGGAGCAGAUUCACCAGCUGUCCGACGAGCUCAUCGCUAAGACCAAGCAGGUGUACGACACCGUGGGCUCCCUGGACCUGGACAAGGUGACCUAUGAGAACACCCUGAAGGCGCUCGCUGAUGUGGAGGUGGACUACACAGUCCAGCGCAACAUGUUGGACUUCCCGCAGCAUGUGUCCCCCUCCAAGGAGGUGCGCACGGCCAGCACGGAAGCCGAUAAGAAGCUGUCCGAGUUCGACGUGGAGAUGAGCAUGAGGGAGGACGUGUACCAACGCAUCGUUACCCUGGAGAGGAAACUGGAGGACGGAGACGCGCUGACCACAGAAGGGAAGCGCUACAUCGAGAGACUGAUGAAGCUGGGCCGAAGGAACGGCCUGCACCUGCCCAAAGAGACCCAGGACGAGAUCAAAGCCAUCAAGAAAAAGCUGAGUAACCUGUGCAUCGACUUCAACAAACACCUGAACGAGGACACCACCAGCCUGCCCUUCAGUCGUGAUGAGCUGGGCGGUCUGCCGGAGGACUUCCUGAACUCGCUGGAGAAGGACUCUGACGGGAAGCUGAAGAUCACGCUCAAGUACCCCCAUUACUUCCCCACCAUGAAGAAGUGUCACGUGCCCGACACACGCAAGAGGCUGGAGGAGGCCUUCAACUCCCGCUGCAAGGAGGAGAACUCUGCCAUCUUGAAGGAGCUGGUCCAGCUGCGAGCCCAGAAGAGCGCCCUGCUGGGGUUCAGCACCCAUGCGGACUUCGUUCUGGAGAUGAACAUGGCCAAGUCCUCCAAGAAGGUGGCCACCUUCCUCGAGGAGCUGGCGCGUAAGCUGAAGCCGCUGGGCGAGGAGGAGCGGUCAGUCAUCCUGAAGCUGAAGGAGCAAGAGUGUGUGAAGCGCGGUCUACCCUUCAGCGGGGAGCUGCACGCGUGGGACACACGCUACUACAUGACCCAGGUGGAGGAGACGCAGUAUGCCGUGGACCAGAACACGCUCAAGGAGUACUUCCCCAUGGAGGUGGUCACCCGCGGCCUGCUGGACAUCUACCAGGAGCUGCUGGACCUCACCUUCGAGCAGGUGGAGCGCGCCCCAGUCUGGCACGAUGACGUCACGCUGUAUUGCGUCAAGGACCGCAGCAGUGGACAGGUGGUCGGACAGUUCUACCUGGACCUCUUUCCCAGGGAGGGUAAGUACGGCCACGCGGCGUGUUUCGGCCUGCAGCCGGGCUGUCUGUUGCCGGACGGCUCGCGUCAGAUGGCCGUGGCCGCCAUGGUGGCCAACUUCAGCAAGCCCACGGCCGACGCCCCCUCCCUGCUGCAGCACGACGAGGUGGAGACCUACUUCCACGAGUUCGGCCACGUCAUGCACCAGCUCUGCGCUCAGGCGGACUACGCCAUGUUCAGUGGGACGCACGUGGAGCGUGACUUUGUGGAGGCUCCGUCCCAGAUGCUGGAGAACUGGGUGUGGGAGCGCGAGCCGUUACUGCGCAUGUCCAAGCACUACAAGACCAGCGCCGCCAUCCCCGACGAGCUGCUUGACAAACUCAUCAAGUCGCGCCUCGCCAACACCGGCCUGUUCAACCUGCGGCAGAUCGUCCUGGCCAAGGUGGACCAGUGUCUGCACACCAAGUGUGGCGUGGACCCCGCUGAAGAGUACGCCAGGCUGUGCCAGGAGAUCCUGGGUGUGCCCGCCUCAUCCGGUACCAACAUGCCCGCUACGUUCGGCCACCUGGCAGGAGGGUACGACGCCCAAUACUACGGGUACCUGUGGAGCGAGGUGUUCUCCAUGGACAUGUUCUAUGCCCGCUUCAAGCAGGAGGGCAUCAUGAACCCAAAGGUGGGUCUGGACUACAGGAAGUGUAUCCUGCGGCCAGGUGGCUCUGAGGAUGCCACGGAGAUGCUGAAGAAGUUCCUGGGUCGCGAGCCCAAGCAGGAAGCGUUCCUCUUGAGCAAAGGACUAACGGUGGAGGUGGAGGCCAGCACCCCCUGUGCCUGUUGACCACACACACCUCCCCCUCCACCCCCGGCUCGGGAGAGACCAGCCCACGCGGCGCCACAGACUUUUCACCUUGUUUUCUAAACAAAUAAACAAAUCGGCGAACAAGCGAAAUUUAUCUCGACCUCAGCCGUGUGUCGACCCUCCUCUCGUACGGCUCCAGUGUUCCUUUCUUUUUUUCAGGCAGUUUGGAAAAGUUGUUUUAAAAUGUGCUGUUGUAUUCAAUACAGGUCAGAAAUUACAAAAAAAGAAACAAAAUAAAAAAUGUUGUGGCUCCUUAAUUAUUUUAUCAGAUGUUUCACAGUAAAUAAUAAAGUUGCAUCAUCCUCUA
Alosa alosa (allis shad) is the source of this 2483-nucleotide messenger RNA. It is a transcript of the gene thop1, whose product is annotated as thimet oligopeptidase 1. The transcript has 13 exons. Gene Ontology annotation, biological process: peptide metabolic process; proteolysis. The record is from RefSeq and is a predicted model, not a curated record. Bases 92 to 2155 code for a protein of 687 amino acids. Gene Ontology annotation, cellular component: mitochondrial intermembrane space. Gene Ontology annotation, molecular function: metalloendopeptidase activity. Lineage: Eukaryota; Metazoa; Chordata; Actinopteri; Clupeiformes; Clupeidae.